Messenger RNA from Amyelois transitella, 7256 nucleotides. RefSeq lists its product as uncharacterized. Gene Ontology annotation, molecular function: protein binding. The transcript has 10 exons. Gene Ontology annotation, biological process: chromatin remodeling. The record is from RefSeq and is a predicted model, not a curated record. The coding region runs from base 168 to 6200 and encodes 2010 amino acids. NCBI's taxonomy places the organism in Eukaryota, Metazoa, Arthropoda, Insecta, Lepidoptera, Pyralidae. Gene Ontology annotation, cellular component: CERF complex.
UGGCGUUUGUGUCUUGGUACACAACGCAUUAUUCUAUCUUGGCUUCGUAACAUAAAGAUAUUUGUGUUUAUGGUGGUCGAAUUGUUUGAAAUAAUUGCUCGUAUUAUGGAAAUAAGUAUUUCUUAAAAUAAAAACGAUUGAAAGUGACAUUGCAGGGUUUUUAGGUUAUGUUUCCAUCUUUUAUUGGUAUUUUAGACAUUCAAUCAUGGUGGGAAGUCCCCAGCAUCGCGUACUUUUGUUCCCUAUUCAGGACUGCAUUCAAUCUUCUGGAUUUUGACAUCGAAGAAUUGGAAGAAGCACUUCUAACAGAUGGAACAGAAGAAUCGGCUAGUUCCCUCCUGACUGAACUGAUAGUACGCCUUCUAAAUGGUUGUUUAGGCAACAAUGACAUCUCCGCCUUUAAUUAUCAGAUGUAUUUGAGGCGUCUCUUCAGAAGAAAAUGUCAAGAAACAGGAAGGUACAACCCAUUCAAUACUGACAUCGAUUUUCAGUUUCUGCCACUGCGGACAAAAGUGGAGAUUUUAUAUGCAUUAUGUGAUUUCCGUUUAGAGGCAGAAGAUGUAUUUGAUUUGUUCAAGAAUCUAGAAGCUGAGAGUUUGAGAGUGGAACCACUGGGAUGGGAUGACAACUCAUCAGCUUACUGGUAUUUUUAUGGAACAAGAUUAUAUAGAGAAGACAUUAUAAAGAAAUCAAAAGGAAAAAAUAAGAAGAAGAAGAGCAAAGAAAGCAAGAAGCGGGGCUGGUUUUAUGGUGAUGACUGGCUUGAUGAUGAUGAUACGGAAAGAGUGUGGCAGGUGGUGUGCUUCACAGAAGAGGACUGGAGCCACCUGACAGAAAAGUUUAGUAAAGCCACCAGCAAAGUUGAGAAAGAGCUGUACCGAUCACUGUCACAGAACUUUUUACCAGAAAUUCCAAGACUUUUCCAAGAGAAAGAGCGACUGCAGCGAAAAAGGUUAUUAGAGCUACUACCACGACGUACAUCAAGCCGCGUACUUCAGAAGAUCAAACAAAAGGAGGAAGAAGAGAAGCAGAGUACGCAUGAGGUCAAAGAGGAAGAGGAGGACAGCAAAGAAACGCCAGACCUUGCACGCGAGAAUAGAGCUAAGAGAAGGAACUUGAUUCGAUCAAAGUCAGAGUCAUCUGAUUCUUCACAAAACACAGAAAGCGAAAAAGAAGAAAUGCCUCAAAAGGUGUCAAAGCGGUCCAAGAGCCAGGACAAGCGGUCAAAAAACUCGUCGGCUACACAAAAAGGCGAGCCGCCACCAGAGCCUCUAAUAAAAACAGGAAGAAAAACAAAUAAUUCGUUAGCGUCCGCUACGGGGCAAAUCUUGAUUUCCGAUAAUGAACCCGUCAACAGUACCAGGAAGAAACUUAAGACUUCGCAAAUCUUUAGUCAAAUGGAUGAAGAUGUACAGACUGACAUGUAUAAAGUCCUAGAACAACUGACUGCUCACGAAGAUGCGUGGCCAUUCAUGGAUCCUGUUGAUGAAAAGUUUGCUCCAAAUUACUAUGCUGUAAUAAGACGACCCAUGGACUUAAAGAAAAUGGAAGAACGCCUCGACAGUGGCUAUUAUACAGAUUUUUCUUUGUUCAAGGCAGAUUUCAAAUUGAUUGUGAAUAACUGUCGAUUAUUUAACGGACAAGAUAAUGAGUAUACAAUGAUGGUUGAUAAUCUGCAAGUAGCUUUUGACCGCCUAACAGAAAAGUAUAUACAUAGGUUAUCGUCAUCAGAUGAAGAAAUUGCUGUAGAAUAUCAGUUGCCAACACCUUCUCGAAAACAUAAGUUAAAAUCUAGUGAAUCUCCCAAUCGCCAUAAAAGGAAAAAACGGAAAUCUCAUUCAGAAACAGGUGAACCAAAAUCAAGUACAUCUGUUCAAGUACAAGAAACACAAGACGAUGAUCUCGAUCUUAAAACAUCAGAAACGAAGAAAUCCAAAGAUUCUCACAAAGACGGUAAAGGAAAAAAGAAACGAAAGGGUCAUCGACAUGGUAAACAUUCCAAAAAUCACAAGAAAGAUUCUCAUAAAUCUGGCCAUGGUGAAUCUUCGAAAAAACAAAGAAAACACAACAAAAAUAAAGAUAAAGAAGGUAAGAAGUCAAAGAAAAAAAAGACUAAACAUCCAGAGUCUGAUACCGAAGAGAUUAUUAAGCGCGCGCCAUCACAAGAAUCUUUGGAAAGCUCUAACAGAAGCAGAAGUGCUAGCCCCUUACCAUCUAUACAUACACCUUCACCAUCGCCCACAGAACUUGACAAGCCUGAACAGGCAGAUCAGUUAUCUGAUCCCGAUUUCUUCAAAGACAAAUAUGAUAAAAUUAAAGAAAGAAGACGCCAUGCUGCUAAAGAUGCGUGGGAAUCACUCUUUGAUUACAAACAAAAGGCUGCAGACAAGCAAAAUCUGCACAUACCAGAAAAAGACAAGAAUCAAAAACUGAGGGAAACAAUUGAAAAACUUAAAGCUAAAAAUGAAAAAUACAAAGAUCCAUCUAUUUUCAAUAGUUUGUUUACACCUGGGCAAAGUAAAGUAGAAAAAAUCUCUGACAGUGACAAAGAUGCUAAUAAGAAUGGUGACAAUGACUUCUCAGAUAGCGAUACCCCGAAAAGCAAAAUGACUACUAAAAAGAAUAAUAAAAAGAAUGCGGCUAAAAAUGAAUCUGCCUCUGAAGCACUGGAACAAGCUGUAAAAGAUAUAAGCAAGUGGUUAGAUGACGCUCCGAAAGGAUCAGCUGUAAGCUCGCCUUGUGACAGUCCUUCUCAAACAAUAUCUACGGAAGAACACGAGAAUAGUCGCCUAGAUGACGAAUUUUCACAAGGUGAGAAAACUCUAUUUAUGAGGAAGGAAACACGAAAGCGCCCAUCUUCUCGUGAACCGAAAAUGGUUAAAAGAAGAGAAAUUCAAAGAACUAUUGAUAGAUUACAACCUGGUAAAGGUAAGGGAAAUUUACUGACAAAUAUAAGCAACAAAAAUUCUGAAAAACUUGAAGAAAGUGCCCCCCUUGGUUCACUAAAUAAAACACGGGAUACAAACAAAACAGAAGAAUCUAGUCCAAAGCUAAGCCUUGGAUCUGUGUUGCCGACUGUCGAAUUUGCUCUUGGGAAAGAUCACAACUUUACCGAUGAAAAUAAAUCUGAAGAAUUGAAAGAUAAUAGUAAAAUGCUAGAAAAUGAAAAAUCUGUUCAAAAAGAAGAUUUGACACAAGAGAAUAAAAACGAAGAGACAAUGGCACAGUGCACUAAGAAAGAUGCUGAAGUUGAAACUGAAGCACCCAUAAUUACAAAACCCAGUCAAGAAAAAGCCACUCCUAAUUUAAGCGCAUGGUUCAAAGCAUUUGGUGCACCUAAAAGUACUUCGACAAUAACUGUUGUAAAGAAAAAGGUUGAGGAUAACACCGAUGUCGAUGAAAAGGCAGAAAAUACAAAUAAUGAUAACAAAUCUUCCAGUCCUAAAACUGCUACUAAGUAUGAUUCACCAACUGAUCCAGAAACGCCAAAUCCUGAUGGAGGAGAUAGUCCUUUGCCUAAUACAAUAGCGACACCUAGACAACGGCGCACCAGCACGGGAAGCUCUGUAUCGGAGAGAUCUUCUUUCAGUCAAGAUCUUGAUUCACCUAGACAUCAAAUGUCGCACACUUCGCCUUUGCUUCGUUCGCCAGCUUCUCCAAGAACAGAUGACUUCCAAAAGAUAACAUAUCCAAUUAUAAAUGGCACAGUUAGAGCUGGAUUUUAUCAAGACACAACAUCAAUUAAAAGUAGUCCUGAAAAGAGUUGCAGUCCUCGUGAAGGCCCACAGUCACCGUAUUCUCCAUAUUCCCAACAUGUUUAUGCAUCUAAUACUAAUACUGUGUUAGGAUCUACAACGCCGAAUUAUUUUGUAGACCAUAACAAAAGCCCUAUUGCAACAUAUAAUCAUAAUAAUCCACCUCCGUAUUAUGAUGCAACUAAAGGACCCUUAACAAACAAGCCUACUGGCCCUCAUGGAGAUUAUACUGCACUUGGCCCAGAAUCCUAUCAGCCAGCUCCUUUUGGUGGAUCAUUCUCACCAGCUCAUACAACAUAUCCACAACCUUCAUCAUCUAAUUAUUCUCAGACUCAGCCCUCACCUCAACCUGUUACAUCAAUACAGACUCCAUUAGUUAAUACAUCACAAAUUAUAUCUGACUCUAAACCUUCUCUUUAUCCUGUCAAGAAAAGAACUUACAAUGAGCCUGAAAUACCAAUUGUGCCAACUAAAAAGAUUGCAGACAACAAAGAAACUAUAGCCCCUGCUCAAAACAAGAAUGACUUUCAGAAAAUCUCUCAGACUCAUUCAAUAACACCUUCUGUGGAUGACAUUGCACUUGCAUUGACUGAAAAAUCUGAAUUGGCUAAAUUAAACAGUUUGCGCGAGAAACAAAGUGCAAUUGAGUACUUAGAACGAAGAUCUACAGACAACAGAGAGAAUAAUACUUUUGACAACAUUGAGAAUAUCCAUGACAGUAAGAAAGACAAUUAUGACACUGCUAAACCUAUUGGAAUAACCAAAAAAGAUAAUGUAGACAUGGUUAACAUGGGGUACAUGAAUCCAGACUGUGACAGAAGAAGUAGUGGAGACAUUGAUUUUACUUCAACCCGUGAUGUAUCAAAAACAUCCAUAAAUCAGCAAAAGGGUUAUGAAGUUGAAGCCAUUGCUAUUAACCUUGGAUUAAAUAAUCAACAAUUGCAAAAAUCUAUGACACCAAAAGUCAGCACCAAUUCUAAUAAUAUACCUCUUGCACAUUCACAUGAUCGCUCUGAGAUGAUGUCUCAAAACUUGGUUCAUGCUCACCAUAAUCAAUAUGAAACCAUGCCAACUGGUCAAUCUAUAAGUAAUUUCUCUUUAAAUGAUAUAGAAUUGGCUAAUAAAAAAUUGUAUACUUGUAAUACAACAUCAGCAGGUGCCAUUGAUUAUGGUAAUUGGAAAAUGAAUAAUCCUGCUCGAAAACAAGAUAUGGUGCCACCUGAAUAUCCAACCAACUACAGUGCAAGCAGUUCAGAGAAAACGAAAUCGGAUUUAAGUGCCCCUAACCAUAAUAUAGUACACUAUAAUAAGAAUGUGCAAAAUCAGCAGUUUAGUAACUAUGUUGCAGCUCAGAGGAGCAACAUUCAAAGGACACAGGAGCUGCAACAAAAUUUGCCUGCUGAAUUGAGAAUCCCUAACCCAAGAGGUCUUCUCAAGAAUGAUCAUAUGAGUGUAACUUCCUCUAUAAGUGAUAGUGAAUUGAUUGCCAAAAAUAUUGAUACACUUGCCAAAUCUCAAAAAACUGAUAAACUUGUGCAAAAUCAUCCACUGGUUAAUUCUAUUCAAUACAAAGCGCCCUACAGCGCGCAUUCUUCGCUUCCAUUGGAAAGUCUUCGUAAUUUACCCAAGAUUCCGCAAAUGUUAGAGCGUUACACCAAUGAAGAGAGAUAUUUGUCAACCUUUGCAGGUGGUUCUGCCACUUCCUUAUAUCACCAUGAUAAGACUUUCCAAAUGGCACAAAUGUUCAAUAAAAGCAUAGCUUCUGAGGUGCACCCAGCAAGUACCUCGGUCAGUAUAUAUUCCCAGCCACCUGCAGCAUUGAGUAAAGACAACAGUAUUCAAAAAUCUAGCAGUAUUUCUUCUACUUCUUCUGAUUCAAAAGCCAAGAAUAAAAGAAAACGAACCACAGACUCUAAUAAACAAGCUCAAAUUGUUGGUAAUCAGGCAUAUCAUACGUCGCCAUGUGCCACUGACGUAUUGUCUUCUGUUAAAACGGGUAUGAUGCCGAGUAGCGCAUUCAAUUUUGGAGCUUCCACAAAUAUGGCUUUAGGCAGCGGACUUUACGGGGAUAAUGGAGGAUUUUCUAUUGAGGAUUUCCGAAAUACAAAUUUAAUGGCAGCAAAUUAUAUGGCAGCAGCUGUAGCACAUCAGCAACAACGAAACAACGCCGAGACAAGUGCGGAUAAACUGGUGAAACCGGCGCAUCAGAAUACCAGCCAUCCUACUAGCUCAUUUCCGUUCAUAGGGCAUUCCCAAGUGCGCGGCGGGUACGGGUACGUGGGCGCGGACGGGUCGCCGCUGUACCAGCAGUACCUGCAGCGGCACCAGGAGGAACUAUUCCGGCAGACAGGCGCACAGAUCAUGGGCCUGUACCCGCCCGGCUACCCCGCUGGACUCGGCGUCCGGCAGCCCUACGACUCUAUCAACAGACCCUCGUGGCUCUAGGCGCCAAUCUAGAAUUAGUUUUAAAUGAAAACUCAUUAAUAUAAUCAUAAAUGUGACAAUUAUUGUUAUAGGAAUUGUAAUUUAUAUUGUUUGUAGAAUUUAAAUAGCAUUUUUGUGACUUUUAUAUUUAUAUUUUUUUAUUAUUUGCGAUCAUGACAACCUUCCAAUUGCAAUUUAUUUUCUAUAAUUUUUGACAAUAGCUUUUCUUUUUACAGUAAAUUUGCGAUCCCUGCCCGUUUUAUAGAAAAUAUCCUCCGUGGCAUCCCUGCCUGUUAUUGAUUGUCAACGAGCAGGGAUGCCAACAAAGAACUUGCCUACUAUGAAACUCAAUAAACUAUCACACUGGUAUAACGUGUAACGAAAAGAAAGAAAAACAUUUAUUAGUUAUUUAAAAUGUAUUGUUGUGUGUCCGAGGAAGAAUUCAAUUAAGAUAUUGCAUUGGUUACUUUCCGUUUUAUGCUCUUGACAGAAUUGCUUACGUCUUGAUUUGGGAGUUUUUGAGUUCAACUGGGUUAAUUUUUCCCCCUGAAAUUUAUUAUUAAAUCAUAGCAUGUCAAACCAGUGUGACGUGUAUCUUAAGCUUGUAUAAUAAUUUAAAUAAUUAACUGCUUUUAUUAUAAUUGGUUUUACUACCUGUGGUAUCAGUGCUUAUGUGAAGAAACCUAAGCCUGAAACUUAAUUUAGUUCUAUUAAUAUAAAUUAGCAGUAAGCUAACUCGAACAAAUGAUUGUGUGCGUUUAUGUACCGUACAAUACCAAUUUUGUGCGUUUAUGUACCGUACAAUACCAAUUUUGUGUAUAUUUUUGUUGUAGCGUGCUUACAGAUAAUCACAAUAAGAAUUGUCUUUUGUCAGUUGUAAAGAGAAAUCGCAAUAUCACUAUCUAAUAAUAUAAAUAUAUUAUGUAAUUUAACGUAAUUAUCGAGAUUUAUCAUUUAAUUGUGCUUCUAAGCUUUGGCUUUAAUAUUUUACUCAAAUAUUUGCUUUUAAGGUCACAUAAGUUGUAACUGUUAUAUAAUACCUUUAAAUUUUAUUUUAUAGCGUAUUAAUUUAGAUUG